This is a messenger RNA of Peronospora matthiolae, 1380 nucleotides long. The record is from the annotation of a GenBank genome assembly. Lineage: Eukaryota; Oomycota; Peronosporomycetes; Peronosporales; Peronosporaceae.
AUGGCGAGCGAGACGCCCAAGGCCGAGCCUGAGCCGCAGCAUCCGUGGGGGCCACGCGUGCACAUCGGCAAGGUCUUCAUCAAGGGAAACGAGCGCACCAAGCCUCAAGUGUUUGAAAAUGAGCUCCAGGAAGCGUACGAUGCCGAACGUAUCGGUCAAUUGGUGCACAAGCUGGAGGCAGCAACGGAGGAGCUCAAGGCUCUUGAUAUUUUCGAGUCGAUCAGUAUUGAUCUGGACAAGGCGAGUUCUGGGCAGCGAGAUGAGACGGACGUGAUUAUUACGGUCAAGGAGAAAAACUGGAGGUCUCUGCAUGUUGGUGCUACCACGGACGGCAACGAUGAAGCAGGCGAAUCUUCUCUUACGUUGGCGAAUGCGUUUGGAGAAGCAGAGAAGAUUACAUUGAGUGCUUCGUACGCUCGCUCGGGAAGUAACACGCAGCGCGCGACGUUCAAGAAGCCGCGUUUUCUGGGUCUGCCGCUGUUCUUAAGUGCCACGGGAGCCAAUGAGAUGCAUAACCAAGAGUGGCUAAGCUCGUAUAACGAGAAGGUCCGUGCCGGUAGCAUUUCCGUCAGCGACUACGAUGGUGUGCAUGAACUGUCGUUGAACGUUGGCUGGCGUGACCUGCUUCCGCGCCGCGACUCAAAAAUCCCGACGGCGUACCGCGCAUCACCUAGUAUUCUUGCAGAGGCAAUGCCGUCUACGAAAACGAGCGUGAAGUAUGUCUUUACCGACGACAACCGCGACAACAUUGUGUAUCCAGUUGCUGGAGGGCUGUUUAAGUACACGACAGAAAUUGCUGGCCUUGUGGGUGAUGUCAAGUUUGUCAAGGCAGAAGUGGAAGGCCAGAAGCACAUGGCAGCAGGCCCCGAAGUGUUUGGAUUCCCGAUCCUGAACUUUAGCCUUUCGUACCACUUGGGAACACUGAAGUCGUAUGGCAGUGAUCAGGACCGGCCAGCACGCAUAAGCGACCGUUUCUUUUUAGGCGGGCCCAUGAACGUGCGAGGCUUCAAUCAUAAAGGUAUUGGUCCCCGUGCGUCUCCUCUUGAUGGUGGAGUCGUGCAAGGUGACGCUCUUGGUGGCGACGUGAGCUACCGCGGAACAGCGAGCAUGGGCUUUCCCGUCCCACUACCGCUAUUUGCUGCGCUAGGACUCCGCGGGCAGGUUUUUGCCAACGUUGGUAAUCUGACCACGUGGGACCGCCUACUGGACGAGAAGAAGUGGAUGAAGAACCUCGCACACGACACGCGCGUUUCCGUUGGCUUGGGGCUUGUGUGGGGAACUCGCAUCGGCCGCCUCGAGGCCAACUACUCUUGGAUCCUCAAAGCGCAUGCUCACGAUAACAUCAAGCGCGCCCAGCUUGGCCUGGGCUUGAAGUUUUAA